Messenger RNA from Oenanthe melanoleuca, 1662 nucleotides. It is a transcript of the gene SHISA3, whose product is annotated as shisa family member 3. The coding region runs from base 1 to 747 and encodes 248 amino acids. NCBI's taxonomy places the organism in Eukaryota, Metazoa, Chordata, Aves, Passeriformes, Muscicapidae. The record is from RefSeq and is a predicted model, not a curated record. The transcript is spliced from 2 exons.
AUGGCGGGGCGGCGGCGGGCGCUGCCGCGGCUGCUGCUGCGCUGCCUCCUGCUGGGGCUGCUGGGCGGCGGCGGCGGGGGCCAGCCCGGCGGCGGCGAGUACUGCCACGGCUGGGUGGACGGGCAGGGGGGCUACCACGAGGGCUUCCAGUGCCCCGAGGGCUUCGACACGGCGGCCGCCACCAUCUGCUGCGGCUCCUGCGCUCUGCGCUACUGCUGCGCCGCCGCCGAGGCUCGCCUGGAGCAGGGCGGCUGCACCAACGACCGGGAGCCCUCGGAGCCGGGAGUCACCGCCCAACCAAUCUACGUUCCAUUCCUCAUUGUUGGAUCAAUAUUUAUUGCCUUCAUUAUCGUGGGCUCGCUGGUAGCAGUUUACUGUUGCACAUGUUUAAGACCUAAACAACCCUCGCAGCCAAUACGUUUUUCUCUGCGGAGCUAUCAGACCGAGACUCUUCCCAUGAUCCUGGCCUCCACAAGCUUCAGGACGCCAUCCAGGCAGUCCAGCACCGCCACAAGCUCCAGCUCGACCGGCAGCUCGGGCCGCAGGUUCUCCUUCCCCCGGGCAGAGCCAGGCUGCCUUGUGGCGUCCUCACCUCCACCGUACACAUCUGGCUGCUUCCAGGCAGCCCACGCAGCCCACCUGACCCAGCCAUCAGGAUUUCUGGUGUCUCCGCCGUACUUUGGGUAUCCUCUCCAGCCAGAGCCUGCCCUGGCUGGGAAGAGCUGCUCUGAUUUUACUCAGAGCUGAAAGAAGCUGUGGAGAAGUAAUGCAGCCUUUGCAACCACAGGGACUGCUGCUGGUGGGUGUCACACUGAUGUGCUCUGUGGCUGCAGGAUUCAGAACUGUUCCUGUGGGUGAGUUGCCCUUGAAAAAUGAGGGGUCUCACUUGAGACUGCAUUUCCCAAACUUGGACCACACUUAAAAAGGAAUUGUAAAACACUCCAGAAUGUGUUCAGAGACAAGUAAAAGAACCAUGUUGGGACAAAGGUACUCAGUGUUACAAAUGGCAUUUUACCCUAAUGCAGUUAACUUAGUUAACAAACAGUGGCUGCAUGCCACUGAUAAUAAUCAGACUAAUUCUAUAAAGCAGCAAUAAGUCUGAGAAGUAAGAAGUAAGAGAGGAGUAAUACUUGCUAAAGAGGAUCCUUGAAAACAUCUGACUGCUUACCACUUCCAUGAGCAAUGAAAGUAAGAGGAAGAAUUUUAUUAGAUAUCAAAUUGUGGAGGUUUUUUAAAACUAUACAUAAUCUACCUGAAUUGACACUGCAUAUUUGUAUUAGUAAACUUUAACAAUGGUAGAGAAAACUAGUACUAAUUAGGCUAGUUGAAGAUCAGACAGUCCCACGCAAUCAAAUUAUCUGUGAGGAAAGCAGAAUGUAUUCAGCAGUAUCACCAAUAACUUCUCCACAUAAAUAGUGUUCUACUAAAGCAUUCUUCAGAAGGAAGUAUUUAUUGUCAGCUUUUUGCUCAGCAAGUGUAAGUUGGACAAACUGAUCAUGAAGUUCUGUUUGUAAAAUUAGCCAUGUAUAAAAUGUAAAGAUAAGUUUGUAAUUUAAAAUGUAUUUACACCAUUGACAUCACUAAUUAUUUAGUAGUAACAUGUAAAAAAAUUACCAAUAAACUGUGUGGUUGAAAUGUUUCUCAGCAGUAUGACUCUGUACA